Messenger RNA from Alternaria alternata, 2216 nucleotides. RefSeq lists its product as hypothetical. The record is from RefSeq and is a predicted model, not a curated record. The transcript has 2 exons. NCBI's taxonomy places the organism in Eukaryota, Fungi, Ascomycota, Dothideomycetes, Pleosporales, Pleosporaceae. Gene Ontology annotation, molecular function: protein binding. Bases 408 to 2051 code for a protein of 547 amino acids.
CGACCGUUUGCCGAGUCUAUAAACGUUCCAUCGCCCUCGACAUCGUCCGAAUCAACACCAUCGCUAUCGCCCCAAAACCGCGUCUCUCGCCGCGCAACCCGGUGAUUGCACUAUAAACCUUCGCACCUACAAAGGAUUGGUAAGCGCCCCUAUUGGCGUUCACCGUCCGCGACACUGUGUGAACACGCUUCCUAAUCGCCUCUUAUGGCAGGCCCAAACAACCUCCUACUCAGUUUCGCCGAAGCAAAGCUCCUCCACAUCGCCAGCAUCAUUCUCCUGGUUGAACGAAGCGAAGCAACCCGAAAAGCACAUAGCUGGAACUGCUGGUACUCACGCGCUAUCUUGAUAGCCAACGCUCCCGCUGCGUUCCUUCUCGCCUUCGGUCUCUACAGACUCAUUCGCGCAUAAUGUCGCACGUCGUAGUUUUCAACUCGUACGCGAGGACUUUCAAAAUCCCGACAACACCCACCAAGUACUUGACUGAAGUCAGGGACGAGGCAUGCCAGAAGUUUGGCGUCAACAAGGAUCAGUUUACGCUCAAGUAUAACAAUAAGCCUAUUUCCCUAUCCCAGCAAAUACGGCUAGCGAACCUUCCCCAGGGAGCCCGAUUGGAGCUUGUCCAAGCAUCGCGAUCACCCACCGUUAUAUCCGUCGCGCUCCAGCUUCCCGCAAGCGAACAGAACAAACGCCUUACAAGCAAGUUUGCAAGCAACACUUCGUUAUGGGAGAUACUGCGACACUUCGAGAGUGGUCAGGGGGCCAACUAUAACUUCACACAGCGCGGUAUCCCUGAGAUGAGCGGCGCAUCUGGUGCUGGCAGGUUACACUACGAGCAACCCGUCAUAACGGUCAUGCCAGGCCACAAGGAGCAGUCCAACUUCGUCGAGCUACAACAGACUCUCAGCCAGCUGGGUUUCGAUAGUGGGUCGGCCUUGCUAAAGCUGUCAUACAAGAACAGCGGCACCCCGCUGGAAGAGGCCAUGGCACAAAUAACGCAGUACUUCAAGUCUACUGAGCCUGCGUCUGCUGGUGCGGGAGGUGCACAUGCCUCGACAACCGAUCAAUUAGCAUCAAUACCUGAUCCUGCCCAGGCAGCUCCGGAGGCGACACAAGUCGUAGCAGGCGAGACUGUUCGUAACGAUGAGCCUGAUCCAGAGCCAAUGGAAGUCGAUCCGAAACCGGCUGCGCAGCCCGUACAAGAGCCCCAAGUAUCUACAGAGAACAAUGCGACCGAGAGCGUGGAGAAUAUUUCGCCGGCUGCAGCGUUGGCUGCAGCAACAUCAACAGCGUCGUCUGCACCUGCAGAACCUACUCAAUCCCAUGCACCAGCCCCCCAAACCUCGUCACAGCCAUCAGAACAAUCUCGCAACGUCCAGAUCUUUUCUGCGCCAACAUCGUCAACUCCACAAGCAGCGCGAAAUGCCUUCAACGAAAGUGAUUACCUUCCCACCAUCGAGCAUGCAAAGGCACAUCAAAACGCGUUGUUAGGCAAAACACGGAACACGAGGCUGCUGUCCGACAAAGAGUUGGAGGAGCAAGAAAAGGAACGACAGGCCAAGAUCGACGCGGCAGCCGAAAAGGGUGGUGCACUUCGCAUACGGAUGCCGGACGGUGCGCUCAUUCAAAUGAGCUUUAACAAGAAUGAUACUGCAGUUGGUCUGUACGACUUCGUUCGUGGGUUUUUGGAGAAGAAGAAUGAACCCUUUCAGCUCAAGAACACGAGUCCAACCGGUCGUCUCGUCCUCAUUCCACAAGACAACAAGCGUUUAGUGCAUGAUCUUCGUUUCUUCAACAACGAGCUUAUCACUUUCCAAUGGGCCGACAAUGCUAGCGCUGAGGUGAGGGCAAGCCGGCAUACUCUUUCGCAGGAAUGGCAAGCGAAGGCUCAGGCGCUCAAAGUUGAAGAGCCAGUACGAGAGGAAAAGGCUCAACCCCAGGCUUCCCAGGGUCAGACAGUCGCGGAAGGCAAGCGUAAGGCUAACAUGAGUAAUGAAGAAAAGGAAAGCAAGCUGAAGAAUCUGCUUGGAAAGGGUUUGUUCAAGAAGAAGUAGGACGAUUCGCGAACAGGCAUGUGAUUGUAGACAGUCAUGUAUUUUCAGAUGAGCAUUUCCUGGGAGUUUGAUAUCGGCGAUGGAGCGCUUUCUUUUCUCCAGUGCACUGUAAGUCGGCGCCUAGAAGAUAGUCAUUGGUAGCAAUUAAGAAUUUUGAUAUGCGAA